Molecule: messenger RNA, 420 nt
Organism: Aegilops tauschii subsp. strangulata
Lineage: Eukaryota; Viridiplantae; Streptophyta; Magnoliopsida; Poales; Poaceae
Product: B3 domain-containing protein Os03g0212300-like
Molecular function (GO): DNA binding
Source: RefSeq, a predicted model, not a curated record
AUGGAGGGCGGCGCCGUACGCCGGCAAAAGUUCUUCAAAAUCCUCCUGCCGGGCUCCUUCGAGUCCAGCUUGUCCCUGCCGCCCAAGUUCGCGGCGCGCCUCGACCGCCCGCCGGUGCUCGCCGUCGCGACGCUGCGCGACCCCGCUGGACGGUCGUGGCACGUGGGCCUCGUCCGGCACGGCGCCGCGGGCCUGCGCUUCGACGGGAAGGGGUGGCGCAGCUUCGUCGCCGGCUGCGGCCUCUCCGCCGGCCAGCUCCUCGUCUUCGACCACCUCGACGACCUCGACUUCGCCGUCGAGCCCUUCGACACGUCCGGCUGCAGCACCUCCUUCUUCGACGGCCAGCGUGGCGGCCCAAUGAUGAACUUCGACGACGACGCCGACGUGGAGUCCGGCAGGGGAUCGGUAGCGGGGGGUUGA